AUGGCAAACUUCAAUUACUACUCUCUUCCUGGAUUCGGUGAACAGUGCCGUAAACAAUAUGGCUUCAGUGACGCCUGCAUUAUAGGUGAUCGUAUGAUUGUGACAGGCCAGACUGGGAUGAAUCCGUUGAGUCUGGAAACCUCUCCAAACUUUGACCAAGAAGUUACCCAGGCGUUUCAGAAUGUCAACGAUCUCAUCCUGCAGACUCUCAAAGAUGCCAGAAGCUCUGUCAGCAUUGAGCAAAAUAGAGGCUGGGAUUAUGUCGUAAAGAUCCGAGCCUUCAUAGUUAAUCUCUCGAAUACCCGGGAACAAGCGAGAGAACAAAUGGUUCGCAACAUCAAAAAAUGGUGCCCAAAUCAUCAGCCCUUAUUUACCAUGGUGGGCGUCGAAACCUUGCCGUUUCCCGAGCAUAAUGUGGAGAUUGAAGUCGACAUUUGGCUCAAUUAG
Penicillium canescens is the source of this 447-nucleotide messenger RNA. RefSeq lists its product as uncharacterized. The record is from RefSeq and is a predicted model, not a curated record. The transcript has 2 exons. Lineage: Eukaryota; Fungi; Ascomycota; Eurotiomycetes; Eurotiales; Aspergillaceae. The coding region runs from base 1 to 447 and encodes 148 amino acids.